CUCGUGAGCCCCACCGGCCUUUCUGCUCGCGCCGCCGGAGAAAACAAACUGCGUGGACGCACUCUCAAAGCAUGCGACUUCAAGCACUCUCCGAGCAUUUAGAUUUGCUUUCUUUGCUAUCGGAAUACAUUUAUCGGGAACAAGGUUGGUGAGUGAUUCUGAACAGAAUGACAAAGAUGCCUCCUCACAGGCGUGGGAUCACAUUCGAGGUGGGAGCGCAGCUGGAGGCUCGGGACAGUCUGAAGAACUGGUAUGCAGCUAGUAUUGAGAAGAUAGACUAUGAAGACGAGAAGGUUCUUAUCCACUACAGGCAGUGGAGUCACCGUUACGAUGAGUGGUUUAACUGGAGCAGCCCGUACCUCAGACCAGUGGAACGAAUCCAGCUGAGAAAACGAGGUCUCCCUGAAUGGCAGUCGGCUCCAGGCUUUUAUGUCAACCAGAAAGUUCUAGCCAGCUGGUCAGACUGUCGGUACUACCCUGCUAAGAUCCUGUCCCAUGACAAAGAUGGGUUCUACACAGUGAAGUUUUUUGAUGGGGUUGUGAAGACUGUCAAGGGGAUUAAAGUGAAGCCUUUCCACAAGGAGAGCUCUGAUGGCAAGAACAAUCAGCGGGCACGGAAACGUGGUGACCAGAACGGGAAAGAAUGGAAGCCCAAGGAGAACGGCAAUAGAAGGAGUAACGGUUCAAGACACAGCACCUCUGACCAAGAUGGAGAAAGCGAAUCAGAGGGGGAUGAAGAGGACAGCAUGGUGAUUUAUGAUUCCAGAAAACUCCAGAAUGGCAUAGUGAGUGAAAGCACAGCAAAUGAGAAAGUGAUGGAAUCAGGGCCAGAUUCUGCUGAGCAAAAAGAAAAACUGCCCAGCGAAGAACUCAAGACAGAACAGUUUGUGAAUGAAAAAGGCGAGAAUAAACCUGAGAAAAAAGAUAAUAAAACAGAGAAAAAAGAUAUGAAUGGAGGACAAGAGGAAGAGAAACCCAAAGCACUUCAAAAUGAUGUUGACAAAAACGAGGGGGCAAAGAAAGAGGAGCAAGCAUCAGAUGACAGUCCCAGUCCGCCCAGAAGGACACGGAGUAGAAUGGCAGAUGAGAAAGACGUGGAUCGGCCCAAUGGUCCAGAGCUGAGGAAAAGACGAGCAUCAACCGGACAGACGCCACCUUCCAAAAGGAGCAGAGCCAAUUCAAGCACAGAUAGAAAUAGUCGAUCCCAGAUCAAACCAGCUAAGUCCGACUCUGUCCCAGAGACCUUCGAAAAUAAGGAUGGCCCAACUUGUCCUUCAGAAUACGCAGCCCCCACAGAAGAGACAGAGUCCACGCCUGAGCUUGCUACAGCGCUCAAACAACAAGUUCACCUUCCCACAUCAAAUAAGUACAGCAGAGAGCCCUUGUACAGGGUCAUCAAAAACCAACCGCCCCCUAUCCUGUCCAUUGAGCUGGACCAUAACCCCUUCAAGUGCAAGAUCACAGACUGCCUCAAGUCUUUUCGCAAGGCAUCUCUGCUACACUACCACAUGAAGUACUACCACGCACAAAGCGACCCGUGUCCCCCUUGCUGUGUACAUACGCGCUCUUCAGACAAACAGAAUCACAGCCAGGAGGCACCCCGCAGGCGCCGGACGGUCUCUGCUUCUCAACAUACGCUGUCCCCUCUCAGUGACAGUAAGCCAGGCCACACUCUGUCUCCCCCUGCUGCUGGCAGCAUGCACCGGCAGCACUCGAACACACUGGGCACCGAAAGGAGCAAAGAGAACCAACACAUCAACCGCUCGUUGCAUGACGACAGAGACUGGGUUGCCAAGGAAACAGGGAUUAAAGAACGAGAGAGUCUGAGAGAGAAGCGUCAGAGGGAUUUCUUCCGCAUUAAACUGAAGAAAAAGAAGAUAAAGAAGUCGAAGUCAGAAUAUUACAGCACUGAGGAGAGCAUUGGCUUAAAGUCUGUCCCCUGCAAUAUGAAUUUGGCCUUCAAAUUGCCCCUCUCCCUCACACACCGCUCCUACAUGGGACACUGCCCCAAAAUGAUGCUCAGCCAGGGUGAAGACAGCAUCAGUGAUUUGUCUUCAGACAGUCCUAUAUGGAGUGAGGACGAGUCUGACCCUGAGCUGGAUCUGAACAUGCCCCUCUCAGAGCAGAGUGUAGAUAAGGUCACUCACAGCUCCGAGAUCAUCCGCUGUAUUUGUGAAGUUCAGGAGGAGAAUGACUUCAUGAUACAGUGUGAUGAGUGUCUGUGCUGGCAGCAUGGGACCUGUAUGGGUCUGUAUGAGGACAGUGUGCCAGACACCUACAGCUGCUACAUCUGCAGAGACCCACCAGCCCAGAGGCAGAGUCAGAGGUACUGGUAUGAUAAAGACUGGUUAAGUAGCGGUCAUAUGUACGGCUUGUCUUUCCUGGAGGAGAAUUACUCUCAUCAGAACAGUAAGAAAGUGACUGCUGCUCAUCAGCUGCUGGGAGACGUGCAGCGGGUGUUUGAGGUGCUCAAUGGCCUCCAGCUCAAGAUGAACAUCCUACAAACACAGGCUCAUCCAGACCUGAAGCUUUGGCAGCAGCCCUGGAAACAUACAGACGGCCUGCGAAGGAAGACAGCUGGUGACUCUGGCAUAGCUACUCCCUUCCCCUCCUCACCUCUUGAAUUUGGAGUUAAUGAGUUUGAGACGUUGAAGAGUGAAGUUCCGUCGCCCAUAGCGAUGCACUGCUCUUUCCAGGACUCAUAUAUUAGCAGUGAGCACUGCUACCAGAAGCCCCGUACAUACUACCCAGCUGUGGAGAGAAGACUUGUGGUGGAGACGCGGGGUGGUUCAGAGCUGGAGGACAGCCUGAGGAGCACAGAGGACCUCCUAGAGAUGGCUGACCAGAGGUACGGCAUGCUGCUGGACCACGAACAGCACAAACUGCUGGCCGACUGCACCUUUAGUAAGGAACUGGAGAGUCGAAUGAAGCAACUGGUGUCCACUGAGCAGGAGAAGUGCUGUGUGGUCAACAUUAAGGAAGAGGAGCCUAACCCUGUGACCCCCGACCCCAAGCCAGACCCUGACCUUCUGCUGCACCAGCAGUGGCAGCUGAACCUGCUGGAGCAUAUUGAGGCGGUGCAGGACGAGGUGACGCACAGAAUGGACCAUAUUGAGCGAGAACUGGACGUGUUGGAGAGUUGGCUUGACUACACAGGUGAGCUGGAACCUCCAGAUCCGCUGGCCCGUCUCCCUCAGCUGAAACAUCGCAUCAGACAACUCCUGACUGACCUGGGAACAGUCCAGCAGAUCGCAAUCUGCUCCUCAUCCUCUUGAGGGUGCCAGAGAACAUAAAGACUGACACAAGUUUCAGACUGAGCUGAAUGCACACAGAACUGUUGAUGGUGAAGUUAACUUACAUAACAUUAAGCUCAUGUUUCAUUUCUGAGCUCUGAAAGUCUCAUAGGAAAUUGCAGAAAUAGUUAACAGUCUGUUUUUGAUAGGAAACAUCUUGCCAAGCCAUCCAAGUUAACGUGAAUAUGAUACUGUAGUUUUUAUGACGUAAGAUAAGGCUAACAAUAUCUGAUGCAAGCAACCAUUUGUUGUAUUUGUGGAAUAUAACGCUUCAUUGUAGCACUUAGCUAUGUCUGUCAUAAUUUUUUUUUUUAAUUAUUAUUAUUAUUGCUUUUUGACUAUUACUAAAUACUACUUUUUUCAUGUUUAUUCAUAAGCAAUCUUUUUUUGACUGUUUUGUUCAUCUUUGCUCUGGAUAAAGAGAGCUUUAGGACCCGAAUGAGAUUUUGUUGUAGUUAAUGAAAAUAAUGAAAACAGUAAUGACAAUAUGAAAAUAUAUUUUAUCCUGAAAGUAUGUGGAUUUUCUUUCUAUAUUUGUACUAUAGUCAUGUAAUCGUGUAAAUAACGCAACCAACUGCUUAAAUUCAUGUUCUAGUUAUUUAAUACAUGAUCAAAACAUUUAAGAAAUGAGAAUUUAAGAAUCUUUGAUCUGAUGCGUAUACAUUAGUACUGGACUUUCUGCCUUUAACAAUUUAAUUUUGACAAAUGAUGUUGCUUGUAUUUCAAAUCAGUGUGCGGAGUCCACUGGUGUUAAACAGGUACAGAACGUUGUUUCCACUUGCAUACUUAAUAUUUGUAUGUAUAUAUUAUCUUCUUUGUUUUGUUCCUAAAGCAGGUUUUUCUAUUUCUCUGUUCAUUAGUAUUUGUUGGUUUUUCCUGUUGCUUUCAAGUCUACAAGAUUUUUUUUUACGUCAUUGGAUGCCUUAAAGUUAUUGUAAUUGUGUAUUUAAGUUAUUGAUUCUGCUGUCUUUUUACCUCUGUCGUCUUUUUUUAAACUGCGUAUGUCUGUGGUGUGAAAGAGUGUGUGUGGUCAGAUAAAGAAAGAAAGGCUUUCUCACCCUUUGGUGUUAUGAUUUUUGUAUUUUAUUUUUUUGGAUAUUUUUAUAUAAGGUGUCUCUAACUAGGUACUUGGAUAUAAAAAUCAAACAUAGGAUACAAUGUACUUAUUGUGUGCAUUCAUGUUGUUCUGCGAAACUCUUUUUCUGCUACUGCACAGCGAGGUAGGUUAAGGGGUCAACAGUGAAGUACAUACAGGUACUUUAAAUGCAAGGACAAUGUAACCAAAUCUAUGUGCACAAUAAUGCAUUGUAUUAAAUAGAUUUUUUUUAUAAAUGUAAGUGCAAAAUAUUUAAAGACACCUAAUAUAACUUAUUAUUAUUUUCAGACUAUUAGUGAUAAAAAAAAAUAAAUAAAAAAAAACACUGUUCUUGAUAUCAUCCUGUUUUGAGGCCGGUAUGUGCACCAUUUACCUACUAAGAAUGCAAACUACAUAUGUUAUAAAUCUGUGGAUUCAAAGUCAUACUGAAGGGUAUUUGAAGGGUUCGAUUUUUGUUGUUUAUACAGUAUCUUUCACUGUAUGAUUUGUACAAGGGAUUGACAGCCUAAUGACUGUUUCUCAAUAUUGUGUAUUAUAUUUUGUACAUCUGCCCUGUUGCUUUCCCUUUACUGGAAAUCCAGUGAUCAGACAAGGAGUAUUAUGGUCUUUUUUGUUUUCUUUUUACAUUGGGGGUUCCCUGGAAAACUAUAAAAAAAUGACCCUAACCCUGACAUUCUGAAAUUCUUGAUUCAUAAUCCAAGUGCAAGAAAAUAAAUGCUAACAUUUAAA
Molecule: messenger RNA, 5118 nt
Organism: Xyrauchen texanus (razorback sucker)
Lineage: Eukaryota; Metazoa; Chordata; Actinopteri; Cypriniformes; Catostomidae
Product: PHD finger protein 20-like
Exons: 19
Coding region: 168-3275 (1035 amino acids)
Biological process (GO): regulation of transcription by RNA polymerase II
Cellular component (GO): MLL1 complex; nucleus; NSL complex
Source: RefSeq, a predicted model, not a curated record